GCCAAACGCCGAGAGGAGGAAACUAAACCAGCCAGUAGUUGCCCCGUGUGCACCGACCUCGUCUGCACUGGCGUGAGCGGCGGGAGAGGGAUGUACCUAGCAGUACAAACAAGCCGGGGGACCCAGAGUUCCCGGCACAGCGGGGACGCGCAUUCACGAGGACACGCGCGCCGCCGCGUCUCCUGGACCUCUAUCGUACAGUGAAGAACAAGGUCCUUCCGACGGUCUCGAAGGUUUUUCCAAAGGUUUUUAAUUUUUUUUUUUUGGACGUAAGAAGACAGAUCAUGGACGAUCUCAUCAACAGCCAUGGGACACAUACCAACCGGUCUACGGUAUUCAACUCCACCUGCCGCUUUGAUGAGGAGUUUAAGUACAUCUUGCUGCCCUUGUCCUACAGCGUGGUGUUUGUAGUGGGCUUGGUUCUAAAUGCCAUGGCGCUGUGGAUGUUCCUGAGGAAGAUGCGUCCGUGGAACACCAGCACAGUUUACAUGUUCCACUUGGCCCUGUCAGACUUCCUCUACGUCCUCUCCCUGCCCACCCUCAUCUAUUACUAUGCCAAUCGCAGCCACUGGCCUUUCGGUGUGGCCACAUGUAAGGCGGUGCGCUUUCUGUUCUACGCAAACCUCUACUGCAGUAUCCUCUUCCUCACCUGCAUCAGCGUGCACCGUUACCUCGGCAUCUGCCACCCCAUCAAGUCCCUGACCUUGGUGAAGCCACGCCACGCCCACCUGGUCUGCUGCCUGGUGUGGGCCGUGGUGUCAGUGUGCCUGGUGCCAAACAUCAUCUUCGUCACCACCUCCAGGAGGGACAAUGACACGCUGUGCCACGACACUACCAGCCAGGAGGCUUUUGAAGAGUAUGUGGAUUACAGCUCUGUUGUCAUGGUGCUGCUGUUUGGUAUCCCCUUCUUGGUCAUCGUGGUGUGUUACUGCCUGAUGGCGCGAGCUCUGUGUCGGCCCAGGCGGGGGUUAUCAGCCAGCCAGCAGGCUUCUUCCUCCCGCCAGAAGUCCAUCAAACUGAUCAUAGUAGUGCUGGUGGUGUUUGCUGUUUGCUUUGUGCCAUUUCACAUCACACGGACCCUCUAUUACACCGCCCGUGUGCUGGAGAUGAACUGCGAGUUUCUGAACGUCGUCAACUUCACUUACAAGAUUACCAGACCGCUGGCGAGCGUGAACAGCUGCAUCGACCCUAUUCUGUAUUUCCUAGCAGGGGAUCGCUACCGCUCCAGGCUGAUGGCAGUUCUGACGGGGAAGAGACAGACUACCGGCAGCCCUUCAGCUGACAAUGUCCGAACACGGCCUUACAAUAAGCACGCGAUUGCUCUGGUCUACAAGGACCCAGAUCUCAAAGCCAGUGGAGAGGCUGAGAGCUAGAAGGAAAAACUCUUGUGUUGUGUUGCCCAUGUACCACACUCAGUUGUAUUGAGGACUCUUGAUCUGGACACAGCUAACAUGUCUGGCACCACAGUUACAUACCGUUUGGUUCAUUUCCUUAGUGUGAGAACUGGACAGAUAAAUUUCUCCUAAAAAUCAUAUUCAUGCAUUGUCACUACACCAAAUCUGUAUACAACACGUAGAUGUGUCAGUGUUCACCCACUUUCUUGUGGCUACAGUGUUUGUAGGACUGAGUUCAGAUUGUUUUAAACAGAGAAACAAAAGGGUCUCUGUAGCCCUUAUCCAGUUCUUGCCCUCCUAUUAGUACCACAAAUGAAUACUUAGUCUGUUAAGUAUUACAGUGUAAUACAUAUAAGCUACACGCAGAGCUAGGUGAAGAACACUGUGCCUUUGUCGCCAAGACUUUGACGAGUCAUACAUGCUAUGAAAAGUAAAUAAGAAAUGAUCAUCGUUUUGAGAUAAGACUGGUGUUCCGGAGGAAUUAAAAGUUGCAAGGGGCCAAAAAAAAUCCUUUAACUAAACGUUUAACAAACUUGUCAAAGCAAAGGUGGCAAGCAUCAUCUUGCUAUUGCUUCAGAUAUGAGGCAAAAGGGAUGCAACCCUUUCUUGUGUUGCUGACAACAACAGCGAGAGUCACCCAGAAACUGCAUUAACAGCCAGCGGAUCUCGGUUCCAGCUGUUUCUGUCCUUUGGCUUCCACAGCUCUGCAGCUGUCUGUCUCACCAUUGUGGGGGAAGCCAAAAAAGAGGAGGGACCGACGUCUGUUGGCGGGACGUAGGCUGGAGAAGAUGUUUUCCAUUCAGGCGGCCCACGCCUCAUUAGAAAGUGAACGAGAAGGGAUUUUUUCUGCACUGGGACUGAAAGAUAAGACAUUAAAUGACAUUUUCCUUCGACGGUCCGGACUAAAUGUCCUAACGGCUUUGCAACAUGUGAGGGCAAAGUCGGAAAGUUUUACGUCAUGCAAUCACGACAUUGGUGUUGGUGUUAUUUCUGUAUGUGUUCACAGGGGCACGCACAGCUCCCAGGUCAGUGGAUCAGAAGAGAUCUCAAGUCUGCACCAUGUAAAAGUCUUAACUUUUUGCACCUUGUUGGUGUUAUUGCUGUUAUCUUACACCACGUCUGUGAGGUAUUUGCAGAUACUUUGCCAAAAUAGUUAACAAUAAUAGAAUUUCAUUAAAUGUAU
Messenger RNA from Lampris incognitus (smalleye Pacific opah), 2577 nucleotides. It is a transcript of the gene p2ry4, whose product is annotated as pyrimidinergic receptor P2Y4. The record is from RefSeq and is a predicted model, not a curated record. Gene Ontology annotation, molecular function: G protein-coupled purinergic nucleotide receptor activity; G protein-coupled UTP receptor activity. Gene Ontology annotation, biological process: transepithelial chloride transport; G protein-coupled receptor signaling pathway. Lineage: Eukaryota; Metazoa; Chordata; Actinopteri; Lampriformes; Lampridae. Gene Ontology annotation, cellular component: plasma membrane. The transcript has 2 exons. Bases 285 to 1373 code for a protein of 362 amino acids.